AUGGCCAUCUCAUCCCACCAUGACAUAGCCUUUAUCUUUGGCAUUCUUGGCAACAUAGUGUCGUUCAUGGUUUACCUUGCACCGGUGCCAACAUUUUACCGAAUAUGCAAGAAAAAAUCGACCGAGGACUUUCAAGCUAUACCUUACGCAGUCGCACUCUUUAGCGCCAUGUUGUACUUAUACUAUGCAUUUCUCAAGGAAAAUUUGAUCAUUUUAAUCACAAUCAAUAGCAUUGGAUUUGUUAUGGAGAGUGCAUACUUAACUAUCUUCAUGAUCUACGCAACAAAAGAAUCCCGAGCUUUUACGAUGAAACUACUUGUCACGUUCAAUGUGCUUUCGCUAGCAAUGAUUAUUGGUUGCACGUAUAGUUUUGCACAAGGAAAGUUGAGGUCGAAAAUUGUGGGUUGGAUUUGUGUGGUCUUUUCUGUCAGUGUUUUCGCUGCGCCACUAAGCAUUAUGAGACAAGUGAUCAAAACCAAAAGCGUCGAAUUUAUGCCCUUCUCACUCUCGUUCUUCCUCACAAUAUGUUCCGUCGUGUGGUUUUUCUACGGAUUAUUAAUAUCCGACUUUUACAUUGCGGCACCAAACAUUUUGGGCUUCACAUUCGGUCUAAUGCAGAUGGGUUUGUACUUUGUAUACAAAAACAAAAACGCGACCAAACAACAUAAUCAACCUUCGAACGAGAGCUACGAAACUAAAGUUCACGACAUUAUCGCCGUUGAACUAAACUCCUCGCUCGACAAGAAACUCGACAGUGGUUUGGAAAACGAGUCGAAAAAGCUCGAUUUGGAAAUUGUGGUGCUCGAUUGUGAAGAACAUGUAACAGGAAUAGCUGUAAUUCAGAGUCAUUAA
Molecule: messenger RNA, 852 nt
Organism: Striga hermonthica
Lineage: Eukaryota; Viridiplantae; Streptophyta; Magnoliopsida; Lamiales; Orobanchaceae
Source: the annotation of a GenBank genome assembly